Molecule: messenger RNA, 1014 nt
Organism: Exophiala aquamarina CBS 119918
Lineage: Eukaryota; Fungi; Ascomycota; Eurotiomycetes; Chaetothyriales; Herpotrichiellaceae
Exons: 1
Coding region: 328-1014 (228 amino acids)
Source: RefSeq, a predicted model, not a curated record
ACACCAGUCGUUAUUGUCACUAGCAGCUCUUCUAUCUCAUACUCAACGCAUACCUCUUUUGUUACGGAGGUUCUUCAAAGUACCGAAAAUGGAGUGCCAGUCUAUUCAACGGUGACCUCAGUGGUCCUUGCUUCGACGCCUGUUACCACCAUAGUCGCUCCCAUCACAUUGACGAGCACCCCGGGUACCACACCAACUGUUGCCGCACAACAAAAUGCCGGUGGCGGUGGCGGUGGCCUCUCAACUGGGGCCAAAGCAGGAAUUGGAGCCGGUGUUGGCAUCCUUGUCCUUGCUGCCGCUAUCUUUGGUGGUUGGUAUAGCUGGUAUAUGAGACGUAGGAGAAGACGAGAUUCCAUCGACACCAGUGAUCGCUACACGGCCACACCUAGUAUGGCCGAAUACGGCGGUCCCAUUGGUGGCGCUGCGGCUGCUGGUCUAGGUGGAAUGGGUGCAGCCGCGGCCUACUCAGAUCGCUCAGACAGGAGAUCAGAGCUGCCUUCACCUCCCCCAGCCUCUCCUCCACCUCGCUCCCCUGACAGACUUCUCCCGGGAGCCGCAGCAAUCAGAUCCUGGAAUUCUGGAUCCCCUCCACCUCAGCAUUGCUCGUCACAUAUGUCGGUUUCUGAUCAGAGUGAGUAUGAUCAGGGUGGCAAUAAUCAUCUACAGAAUGUUGCCCCCGGAUAUUUCGCCAAUCUGAACGAACUACCUGAAAGUCAGCGAAACAUCCACCAGCUCCCAGAUGAUCAGAGGAAUAUACAUCAGCUACCAGAUGACCAGAUCGGCGCUGCUGCAGCACGCCAACGCCAUCUCUCGGGAGGAUCAGCCGGAUUCCAACAAUACCAGCAAGAUGGAUAUCAAUCGGGCCCAGUCUCGAACCAAGACUCCUACGAGCUCCCCAGUGGCAGUCCACCGUCGAGCUAUCGUGGUGCGGAACGUGAAGUCCCAAUGCACCAGAGACAGUCUGACAGGGUGCCAAUUCGUCCAGGCCACUUUUCGCCGUCACAUAAUUUUUAA